Wyeomyia smithii (pitcher-plant mosquito) is the source of this 1679-nucleotide messenger RNA. RefSeq names its product juvenile hormone esterase-like. Lineage: Eukaryota; Metazoa; Arthropoda; Insecta; Diptera; Culicidae. The coding region runs from base 4 to 1674 and encodes 556 amino acids. The transcript is spliced from 2 exons. The record is from RefSeq and is a predicted model, not a curated record.
ACGAUGUACACUAUACUACUUGUAGUAGCCUUUGUGUUGCCUUUCGUGCGAGCAAGAGAUGGUCCUAUCAUUAGCACCCCUUCCGGUGAAAUUCAAGGCACAGAAGAAUCUUGCGGUUUGUUUUGUACGUACUAUUCGUUCAGAGGAAUCCCGUACGCUCAGCCUCCGAUAGGAGAGCUGCGCUUCCGAAAUCCAGUCAGCCAUCCUGGCUGGGAUGGAGUGCGCGAUGGUAGUAGCCACGGUUCCGUUUGUCCGCAGGUUGGUAUCCUGCCCGGACAGGUUAUCGGUGAUGAGGAUUGUUUGUUUUUGAACAUAUACAGUAGGAGCUUGAUCGGAUUACGCCCGGUGAUGUUUUGGAUUCACGGUGGAGCGUUCAGUGCCGGUUCCGGAAAUAAUGAUGUUUACAAUGAGCAAAAGAUGAUAAUGGAGGAUAUUGUACUGGUGACGAUAAACUAUCGACUGGGGGCACUCGGAUUCCUAAGCACUGGGGAUCAGUACGCCCAAGGAAACUGGGGUUUGAAGGACUGCAUCGAAGCUCUUCGUUGGGUACAACGGAAUAUUGCUGCUUUUGGGGGAGAUCCGAACAGUGUUACUAUUGCUGGAAAUUCUGCCGGAGGCUCUCUAGUACAUUUCAUAUAUCUCUCCGGAAUGGCGGAUGGCUUAUUUCAUAAAGCGAUUGCUCAGAGUGGGGUCUCGUUGGUUCCGUUUGGUUUCCAGGAUAACCCAAGAUUCUUUGCUGACAGACUUGCAACAAAUCUACAACUAUCAACCGAUAGCUUAAGCUAUGUUCAGGAACUCAGAGGGUUGCCGGCACACAGCUUAGUUCCACUUCAGUACGAUCUGGUAACAAUUCCGGUUCCCAGAUACCUGCGGUCUAUGGAUUUUGCUCCAUCGGUAGAGCCAGCCAGCUCGCCAGAAGAAAGAGCUUUAACUGAUAAACCUAUGAAUCUUAUGCUAAGUGAUGAGAGCCAGGUUCCGCUGAUGCUGGGAUUUAACGAUAUCGAGGGAUCAUUCUUCACUACUCUGGAGCUGCUGGUUGAUUCGACCAUGUGGAGUCAAUUCAAUUCCAAUCCACAUCUACUGGUCCCCUAUUUCUGGAACAUCGCGGCAAGCACGUCAGCGUCAGCGAGUGUCAUCAAUGCCUUCCAGCAAUACUACUUCCAAGGCCAACCCAUUGGAGCGUCGCUAGAUUUCGAAUGGGCACAAUAUUACGGGGAUCACAUGUUUUCGUUUGCAAUCGAUUAUGCUGCCCGAUUCCAUGCCAACAGACAGACUCCGGUGUUUUACUACCAAUUUUCCUAUGACGGAGAUUUGAAUUUGUACAAGCAAAUGCUACAGAUUACCCACCCAGGAGCUGUCCAUACCGACGAAUUGCCUUAUUUGUUUGAAAUAGCUUCGCAGCUAGGUGUUACUAUUCCGCCAGCCAGACACGCCUUGACCGUGAGCAGCCGAAUGGUUCGGAUGUGGGCGAAUUUCGUUAAGUACGGCAAUCCUACUCCUGAAGCAGAUUCCCUUCUGCAGAACGUCGUUUGGCCUGAUAUUCAGGCGGGCACUAACAAUCCAGCGCUGCUAAACAUUGGACAAGAUUUAAUCAUUGAAGAUGCUUCCAGCUUGGGUAGGCUUUCGUUGUGGCACAAUCUGCAGGAGUCCUACGCUAAUAAUCCUUUUCUGUAAAAAUA